This is a messenger RNA of Penicillium angulare, 1230 nucleotides long. RefSeq names its product SYLF and SH3 domain-containing protein. Bases 1 to 1230 code for a protein of 409 amino acids. Gene Ontology annotation, cellular component: actin cortical patch. NCBI's taxonomy places the organism in Eukaryota, Fungi, Ascomycota, Eurotiomycetes, Eurotiales, Aspergillaceae. Gene Ontology annotation, molecular function: phosphatidylinositol binding; actin filament binding. The transcript has 4 exons. Gene Ontology annotation, biological process: actin filament bundle assembly; actin cortical patch localization. The record is from RefSeq and is a predicted model, not a curated record.
AUGCCUCUCGGGAUCCAUAACCCUCUGCCGUCGUCUUUGGCCAGUGAAUGCAAGAAGGUAGCGAAAAUCUUAACAUCCUUCGUCGACCCUAAGCAGGCUUUCGGUCCAGACAAGGUUAUCCCUCCAGAGAUUCUGGCUGGCGCUAAGGGGUUAGCGAUUCUCACGGUCUUGAAAGCUGGUUUCAUUGGUUCUGGUCGAUUCGGUUCGGGUAUCGUUGUUGCUCGUCUUGCUGAUGGCACUUGGUCCGCUCCAUCUGCCAUCGCGACCGCUGGCGCAGGUGUCGGUGGCCAGAUUGGUUUCGAACUGACUGACUUUGUUUUCAUCCUCAACGAUGCCUCGGCUGUUCGCACAUUCUCCCAAUUCGGUACACUCACGCUGGGUGGUAACGUCUCGCUCGCCGCAGGACCCGUCGGUCGAAAUGCAGAAGCUGCCGGUGCGGCUAGUACAAAGGGUGUUGCUGCCAUCUUCUCCUACUCCAAGACUAAGGGUCUAUUCGCCGGAGUCAGUUUAGAGGGUAGUAUGCUGGUCGAGCGCAAGGAUGCCAAUCAGAAGAUGUACCAAAGCCGUGUUUCGGCUAACCAACUUCUCACUGGUACUGUGCGCGCUCCGCCAUCUACUGAUGCAUUGAUGCGCGUGCUCAAUUCGCGCAUCUUCCAAGGAAAUGCCCGCGCCUCCGGGGACGCAAUGUACAAUGAUGUGCCGGUCUACGAUGAAAGCCAUGACGAUGUAGUUUGGGAAGGUCGGAGAGGUGAAGCCUAUGGCCAAGGCGUACAACGGGAGCGGUCGAAUACCCAACAAGAUGAUUACGAAUAUCGCGACAAGCCGCGCCGGGCAAAUACCUGGGCAGAUGAUGUUUAUGAUCGCCCGGCAGGAGGGCUGGGUCGCUCGGCAACGACACGUACUGCUGCUCCUCCUCCCGAUUAUGAGAAUGGAUAUGGACGUAGCCGAAGCAAUACGUAUGAAGACGAAUAUUCCUACUCAGACCGUCGACCGACCCGACCUAGCGCCCCCAAACCGGUCUUCGGGCAACGGACGGGUGGAGGCGCAGGACUUCGGCAGGACCAGGCGGUUGCGCUUUUCACAUUUGAUGCAGACCAAGAAGGUGAUCUGGGGUUCAAAAAGGGCGAAGUCAUCACCAUUAUCAAGCGAACAGAGAAGGCAGAGGAUUGGUGGACGGGGCGGAUCGGCGAUCGUGUCGGCAUCUUCCCAAGUAACUAUGUCGGCGCCUAG